Messenger RNA from Acanthosepion pharaonis, 1494 nucleotides. The record is from the annotation of a GenBank genome assembly. NCBI's taxonomy places the organism in Eukaryota, Metazoa, Mollusca, Cephalopoda, Sepiida, Sepiidae.
AUGUUCUGUCUACCUAUCUAUCUAUCUAUAUAUCUAUCUAUCUAUCUCAGUAUAUUCAUAUCUAUCUAUCUAUCUAUCUAUCUAUCUAUCUAUCUAUCUAUCUAUCUAUCUAUCUCAGUCUGUUCAUAUCUAUCUAUCUAUCUAUCUAUCUAUCUAUCUAUCUAUCUCAGUCUAUUCAUUAUCUAUCUAUCUAUCUAUCUAUCUAUCUAUCUAUCUAUCUAUCUAUCAAGUCCUGAUAUGUAUCUAGUCCUGACAUCUAUCUAUCUAUCUAUCUAUCUAUCUAUCUAUCUAUCUAUCUAUCUCAGUAUAUUCAUAUCUAUCUAUCUAUCUAUCUAUCUAUCUAUCUAUCUAUCUAUCUAUCUAUCUCAUCCUGACAUCUAUCUAUCUAUCUAUCUAUCUAUCUAUCUAUCUAUCUAUCUAUCUAUUCACGGACAUUUGGUUAUUCCCUUCUCGCUGAGUUUGUCUGUUGGAAACGCUUUUUUUUGUUUUGUUUUGUCUAUCUAUCUAUCUAUCUAUCUAUCUAUCUAUCUAUCUAUCUAUCUAUCAAGUCCUGAUAUCUAUCUAGUCCUGACAUCUCUCUCUCUCUUUCUUUAUCUAUCUAUCUAUCUAUCUAUCUAUCUAUCUAUCUAUCUAUCUAUCUAUCUAAGUAGGAGGACAUCCAACAAACUGGAAAGUAAAAUAACACUAUCUCACUCUCUCUCUCGCUCUCCCUCUCUCUCUCUCUCUCUCUAUCUAUCUAUCUAUUGCCAGUCGUUAUCUAUCCGCCGUAUCCUCAUCUACACAUUAUCUAUCUAUCGAUGUCUACUCACUAUCUGUCAAUCUUUCUGUGGCUACUCACUAUAUGUCUGUCUGUCUAUCUAUCUAUCUAUCUAUCUAGCUAUGUCUAAUCAUUAUUUAUGUAUCUAUCUAUGUAUCUAUAUAUCUGUCUAUAUCUACUCAUUACCUAAAUCUACUCAUUAUCUAUCUAUCUAUCUAUAUUUGCUCAUAUCGAUCUAUCUAUCUAUCUAUCUAUGUCUACUCACUAUCUGUCAAUCUUUCUGUGGCUACUCACUAUCUAUCUAUCUCUCUAUCUCUCUCUCUCUAUCUAUUUAUCUAUCUAUGUCUAAUCAUUAUCUAUGUAUCUAUACAUUUCUAUAUAUCUAUAUCUACUCAUUAUCUAAGUCUACUCAUUAUCUAUCUAUCUAUAUUUGCUCAUAUCUAUCUAUCUAUCUAUCUAUCUAUCUAUCUAUCUAUGUCUACUCACUAUCUGUCAAUCUUUCUGUGGCUACUCACUAUCUAUCUAUCUAUCUAUCUAUCUAUCUAUUUAUCUAUCUAUCUGUAUCUAUCUAUUUAUCUAUCUAUUCUACUCAUUAUCUAUCUAUCUAUCUAUCUAUCUAUCUAUCUAUCUAUUAUGUCUGCUUAUAUCUAUCUAUCUAUCUAUCUAUCUAUCUAUCUAUCUAUCUAUCUAUCUAUCUAUCUAUUGCCAGUUGUUAUCUAUCCGCCGUAUCCUCGUAA